Molecule: messenger RNA, 1619 nt
Organism: Zea mays
Lineage: Eukaryota; Viridiplantae; Streptophyta; Magnoliopsida; Poales; Poaceae
Exons: 1
Coding region: 484-1218 (244 amino acids)
Source: RefSeq, marked predicted
GUUCUCCAGCGCACAACCUUAUCCUGCAGCCACCCUCGCCUGAUUCUUUCCCAGCCGCCGCUCUGGGCGAUUAAAAAUCCUGCUCACCGGCCGGAUCUCCGGCGUCGUCUGCCCCUGCUUUCCUCGGUGUCCUCCCCACAGUCGUCUCCUUCCUCUGCUCGUCGCUGAAAUUCGCCGGCCGCGAACGCCCAUGGCGCACCCCCAGUCCCUGCUUUCUCUUUGCCUCUCUCUCUUAUCCAUGGCCGCCGGUCGCUCCUUUCUGUCCCGCCCGGUGCUCUGCACUGCUCCGUCGCUUGGUCUCCGGCUCGCCGCGUGCGCAAGGUUUCUCUGGUUCAGCCGUUCUUCUUCCUCCCCCUGCGUCCCUGCUCUGCUCUGUCUGCCGCGCGCUGAGUGCCGAGGCUCCUGCUCGACCGCUCCUCUCUGGCUUCUCUCUCUCCCUCCAUCUCUCUCUGCUCACCGCGGCUCUUCCCCAAGUCUGGUGCCAUGGCGCUUGUCAGCCGCGACCUUGCCAGGCUCGGUCCCUGCUGCUGCUCGCCCAUCUCCUUCAUCUCCCUCCUCUCCAUCGUGGUGUUCCUCUCCCUGGUGCUUUUCUGUGCCGGCCGCCCUCACCUCUGCUCCUCCUGGUUGGCCGAGCAGCUCGCCCUCUCUUGUCGUGCGUCCUGCUCGCCCUCAGCUUUUCACGGAGCUCGCCCCGGCCUUAGCUCCUUGCUCGUCAUGGCUACUGUGCGCUCCCUGCUCUUGUGCCGCAUGCAGGCUUCCCUGCCGGAGUUCCGCCAUCCGCGGCCUCUGCCCUGCUUCCUUGGCUGCGUGUCCUUCUGCCGGCCAAGCUCGGCUCUGCGCUUUCCCUUUCUCUGUGCUUGUGCUCGCCGUGCCGUGAGUCACUGGCCAGCAGUCCAGCUCGCCUCCACUUCCUACGUUCCCUGCUCCAGCUCUACUGUCGCGCGCGCAGCUCGCCCCUGCGCAGGUGAAUCGCCCUUGGUGCUGGUCGCGUGUUCCUCGCCCGGCUCGGUCGCGACCUCGCCGUUGUUCCUCAGCUCGGCGCCUGCUUCUUGUUCCUGUUGCCCGUGUCAAGCUCCCUUUAACCGGUCGUCGUCUAGCUCCUCUAUUGCGCGCGUGAGGUUCUCUCCUCGUCACGGUGUGUCGAGUUUUCUCGUCGAGUCUCGCCGCGUGUCCUGUUUCCUGCUCGCCAGCGUGCCCUCUCGGCUCGCUCGGCUUUAAAAUCCCUAUCUCGUCGUCGACCUCGCCAUGACUUAGUUCGUCUGUCGUGCUGGUCACUAUUCCAUAUUGUGCCUAUUAGCUCGGAUCCUGUCCCAGCUCGUCGUUGUGUCAUUCAUAGUCCAGUCGUCAAACCCGUCAUCUCCUGCUCAACCCCACCUCACCAGCUCGCUCAAGACUGCAAUCGAAGGUCGUCGUCAAUCCGUGCGUCAGCACGAAAUCCCAAGAAUCGGGUGAAGACGAAGCUAGCAGCGUGAUAUUUCUCAAGCGCUCGACAAAUUGCCUAGAUCGAAAGAUCACUACCGAUCUCGCGGAUUCGAGUCAGCUAUUGAAACGGUAAGCUGAUGAAUUAUUCAGAAUAGUUCGAUCGUUGAAUAAAUUAAUGUGCUAGUGCGAUGCUCAUU